Messenger RNA from Lingula anatina, 2836 nucleotides. Its product is annotated as D(1) dopamine receptor. Gene Ontology annotation, cellular component: plasma membrane. Gene Ontology annotation, molecular function: G protein-coupled receptor activity. The record is from RefSeq and is a predicted model, not a curated record. Gene Ontology annotation, biological process: adenylate cyclase-activating adrenergic receptor signaling pathway; positive regulation of MAPK cascade. NCBI's taxonomy places the organism in Eukaryota, Metazoa, Brachiopoda, Lingulata, Lingulida, Lingulidae.
UGUAAAGACUGUUUGUGUCAUGGCGCUCUCGUAACCCGGGUGACGGACUAAGGCAGGUACCCGUAAUGAUACGAUGGCCUGUUUAUCUAGCAUGGAGUAAGCGAGGAAGAGUGGUCAGUGAAUGGUCUCUAAGUGUGGGCACUGUAAACAAUGUCCAAAAUCAAGUUAUAUAUACUCUGUUUAAUACCGAUGGGCUCGUUUUCAUCAAAUAAUUUUGCCUUUAUAUGUGUGUGAAAUCGAUAGUUCAGUGUUUGUUGAUACCAUUCGGGUUUAGCAGUACUAGGUUUCCCCUUGCUCAAACGGGUUUACAAAUCUUACGUUGAGCGGUAGGAACAAAACGGAUUUUUGUGCAAGUAGGCUGUUCUACCAGGACCACUGUUUGACUCUCAUUUUGUGACAAGGCAGAAUCUCUUCCUGGACGCUGAUUGGCUCGUGUUGCAUUGUCUGCACGACGAAAUAGUCCACUACUGCGAUAGCAGCAAUCCGUCACCAAAGGCAGAUAUAAACCGAUAGUGCCAUCUUCGUGAUUUCAGAAAAUAUCGCUGAGGAAAUGCGCACUGUGAGAAUUUUCCACUGCACUGACAGUGAAUGAUACUUAAUGAGAAGAGUGGGCACCUGCUCUGCGUAUUCAACUACUGGAAGUCAGUAAAGGAGAUUUGAGCUAACGAUCACGGACAGUUAUCUCUGUGUAAUCCGAAUAAGACGGGGUUGGAAUCUCAGAAAUACGGCACCGUAGACACACAGAACUGUGCAGCUUUACCUUUAGAUUGUGCAGGCAUUGGCAACAGCUUAGAAGGAAGUAAACAAAUUUUAACAUUGCUUUCAAGAAAGGGGGGACUUAAAUGUCUUCUCUUUAUUGCUAAACAGAGCGUUGCGUACAUUAUACUUUAUUGCGCCGUCGCUUCAUAACCAGUAUCAAAGAAGAUGGCAACGACGAUGUCUGCUAUUAAUGCGACAUUAAAUGCCACAGAGGCCCCCUACCAGGCGUUAUGUGCGGCAGGGCAUGAUCCAGCUCCUUCUCCAAUUCCUACUGGAGUGAGAAUAUUCCUGGGAGUCUUACUCAGUAUCAUAGACUUGGCUGUAAUAUUGGGCAACUUGCUGGUCGUUAUCGCAAUUUUGAAGUUCGAACAAUUAAGAAGCAAGAUCACAAACUAUUUUAUCGUUUCUCUUGCUAUAUCAGAUAUGUGUGUAGGGGUAUUUGUUCUCCCUUUUGCUGCCAUCCAGGACUUGCUCGGCAACUGGCCAUUCGGUCAUUAUUGCCUUACUUGGGUGAGUUUUGAUGUCAUGAUGUCAACUGCAUCCAUUCUUAAUCUUUUGAUGAUCGCCGUCGAAAGAUACAUAGCUGUGACUCGCCCAUUCCAUUAUCACGAAAUCGUGACCAACAAGACUGCCGGAAUCAUGCUGGGUGUUGCUUGGAUUGCCUCUGGCAUGGUUUCCUUCAUCCCUUUACAACUAGAAUGGUUUUACUUCGAAGGGGACUACAGGUGGCACCAGUGGGCCACGGAUCAAGCUCUUGGACCUCUAUGUAAAUUGGCGUUCAACCCAUAUUAUGCUAUUAUCUCGUCGAGUAUCAGUUUCUACGUCCCUCUUAUAAUGAUGACAUUCCUGUACGGCAGAGUCUUUGCCAUCGCUCGCAGACAAGCCAAGCAAAUUGCAGACAUGGACAAAGCGAUGGCUAAUGUCCGCAAAGAUGGAAAGGGAACUAAACGUUCAGAAAAUAAAGCCACCAAAACCAUGGCAACUGUCAUGGGGGUAUUCAUUUUGUGCUGGUUGCCGUUCUUCAUCUUGAACUGUCUAUUAGGCUGGGACCCUGAAAUGCUACUGUGUAAACUAAAUCCCAACUUUAUGGACAUAUUUUCUUUCUUCGUCUGGCUGGGCUGGAUAAACUCGGUGUUCAACCCGUUUAUUUAUUCACUGAACCCAAGUUUCCGAGCGGCAUAUAGGAAAAUAUUGUGUCGCUGCUGUGGCAAGGGACAAUCGAGAGCCAGAGGUUACUACGAAGACUAUACAGUCAGCACUGUCGGUUGAACCUUCAAGAAGAACACUUUGGAUUUUUCAAAACACAACCAGCGGUCAAAUUGACAAGCGGCUUCUAUUAAUCACUGCUCAAGUUUGUCACCAACCUAAAGACAACAGAAGGCCAACCGACCUUAAACAUUAUGUACUCAUAAUGAGAGCGCGUCGAACACUAACUUAUUUUCAACGUGCAAAGUUCCUGUGGAUUGCGAGAAAAGAGAGUAUCUGUACUUGCUAGACAUUGCUAUCCGCAUUACGAAAAUUAUUCCAUCAAUGAUGUUGGCAUAUUGGAUGGAAACGAGAGCACCAUUUCCAUAAUGAUGAUUUGUGAUUGACUUUGACAGAUAAUGCCUGGUUGUAUUUUACGGUAAUAUGAGGUAAUAUACUGAAGACGUGUUAUAACUAUACUAUACGGUGAAAAAUCUCCAGGAAAAAGUUUUUACCUAGCAUUGUCGAGUGUCUACACAUGUAUUGAAGACCUGCACAAAUGGUGUGGCGGAAACCGUAUAAAAUGACACUAUGAGCUAACAAGAAUUCUAUUGCCUAUAGCCAAAUGCUUAUUGUAGAAAACUAACUGGACAAGUAAUUAAUGUAAAGUCUAUUGUAAAAUAUCUGAAUGAAAUCUGCUUAAAAUGACACUAUGAGCUAGCAUGUUACGUGCUAGGUUCAUGCAUUUUAUUGCCUGUAGCCAAAUGCUUAUUGUAGGAAACUUACUGGACAAGUAAUUUAAAUUCUAUUGUAAAAUACCUUAACCUUGACUUGCACUGUAAGAAUGUUAUUUGGCACAUAAACUCCAAUAUAUUUAAGCAAUAAACAAUGA